AUGUCCCCUGUCCCCAUCACCCCCAAGGUUGCCCAUCUUCGCGCAACGCUGCAAGAGGAACCGACCUUCUGCAGCGGUACCAUCUCCCUCCCUCGUGACCAGCUGGAGAUGUACUACGGUCGUCAUCAGCAUCACUUCAUCGACUUCAGCGAUGCACAAGAGCACCCUGAGACGGUGACUGAACUCGCCGCGGCCUGCAAGCCCGCGAUGUUCGGCAGAGGCGAUGAGACUGUCCUCGACGAGACGUAUCGCAAGUCGCGCAAGAUGGACGCGAGCGACUUCCUCAUGCGCUUCGACCUUCAAGAAUCGGGGCUUCUAGGGACCGUUCACGCUAUUCUACUGGCUGGAAGACAAGAAGAGGUUUCAAUCCGCGCUGAGCUCUACAAGCUGAACAUAUACAACGAGGGCGAGUUCUUUAAGGCGCACGCGGAUACCCCGCACUCCCCGGAAAUGUUCGGGUCUCUCGUCAUCGUCUUCCCCACCCCGCACGAAGGCGGGACCCUUGUUCUGCGCGACUGGGAGAAGGAACACGUCGUAGACUCCGGCGCCCUGCUCAAGGACCACCCGUGCACGAUCGCGUACGCCGCCUUCUUCAGCGAUGUCGAGCACGAGGUCACGCCGCUCCUCUCCGGCCACCGCGUCACCGUAACCUACAACCUCUUCUACGCCAAACCAGUCUUCCCCACACCCGCCGGCUUGUGCUCGCUCGCGCCCGCGUUCACCUCCGUGGACAUGAUCGCGGCCGCACUGCGCGCGCUCGUGGACGACCCCGAGUUCCUCUGCACCGGCGCCACGCUCGGCUUCGGCCUGCGUCACAAGUACCCACUCCCGAAGCUGUGGGACCUCAAGGACGGCGGGCACGACCCGCUCGUGACGUUCCUCAAGGGCGCGCUGACGCUCAAGGGCUCAGACCACGCGCUGUUCCGCGCGGCGGAAACGCUCGGGCUCAAGCCCGUCGUGCGCCUGGUCGUGCGUGAAGAAGGCUUGGGCGCGCUCGACGAUGGCGCGUUCUUGCUCCCGCGCGUGCCCGUGUUCGGAAAGCGCUGGGACGAGGAAACAACGCUCCCAGAGACGCUCAUGGAGAGCGAGUUCUGCGCGAAGGAGCUCACAAACUUUGGUUUCCAGGAGGGGUACUGGAAUGACAAGUACAUCAGCCGCGACAAUGAGGGGGAACAGUCUGUGCAUUGGGUGACGUACACGGAGGCAUGGAAUGGCACGAAGGCGCUAUACAUGGCGUACGGGAACGAGGCGUCGCUGCAGUACAUGUAUGGCUCGCUCUGCCUGCUUAUCAAGAUUGGGAAGGUAGAUGAGGCGACUGGGACCAGGGGGACCCCUGUGUACUUUGAUUAG
Molecule: messenger RNA, 1350 nt
Organism: Epithele typhae
Lineage: Eukaryota; Fungi; Basidiomycota; Agaricomycetes; Polyporales; Epitheliaceae
Exons: 3
Coding region: 1-1350 (449 amino acids)
Molecular function (GO): L-ascorbic acid binding; iron ion binding; oxidoreductase activity, acting on paired donors, with incorporation or reduction of molecular oxygen
Source: RefSeq, a predicted model, not a curated record